This is a messenger RNA of Colletotrichum acutatum, 883 nucleotides long. RefSeq lists its product as uncharacterized. The transcript is spliced from 2 exons. Lineage: Eukaryota; Fungi; Ascomycota; Sordariomycetes; Glomerellales; Glomerellaceae. The record is from RefSeq and is a predicted model, not a curated record. Bases 6 to 842 code for a protein of 278 amino acids.
CCUCAAUGGAGACUUGGCAAGGCCCGCCCAAGGAUGCCUGCAGCAUCCAUGUAGAUGGAACAGAUUUCCGUUCAUAUAUCUCUUCGGUGAACGAUAACAGAAGUUGGGCAUGCGCUUUACCGUUACCCGGCAUCGAAUUACAACAAUGGGACGCUUCGCAGCGAGAUCUGCUGGCGCCGCUGCAUCCCCACAAUAGGAGACUUGAAGAACAUGGACUCGACUUCUCGCGGCCACGUGUUUUAUCCAUGCCUGAGUACGAAACCACUAUUCGUCACGAUGCCUGCGAACAACCUGAAAGGCUCCCCCAGAUCAUUACAGGCAUCGGAAGGCAUAGAUCUGACCCACGGCUGAGCUCGGAGACGAUCUUCGAUCACCCGGCCGGCAAAUACUACACAACAUCCUCGAAUAUCAAUGUUGACAACGUCUCCCAACUGUCGGACUUGUCCCCACGCCCGCUGAUGGAGUACGAGUCAAAUGCCAGUCGCAGUGGCACGAACGUGUAUCCCAAGCCACCGCCGACUCGUCAUCGAUACCGAUCCCGCUCAGUGGCAGAGACCAGCAAGUUGUCUCCUCCUCGAGAUCGCAAAUAUCUUUUUGUCAACAGAACAGUGAAGGACGGGAAGCUGAUUUCGAGAGGAGUUCAAGCUUCGGGCUCAUGGAAAACAAUAGACAGGCGGAAAAAGGCAGCACGUGAUGAUGAAAGGCGAGUUGCCAAGGCUACGACAGAGGCAAUCUCGAAUUUGAGAGACCACUUGGGGAAGAUGAUGGGAAUGGGAUUAUCGUUUUCGGAUUUGAUGGAAGAACUAGGCCGAGAGGCGCAGAAGACUCAGGUCUCUUCAUAACAUUAUCGUAAUAACUAAGUAAGCAAGGUCUUUGAAGCAAU